Morchella importuna is the source of this 393-nucleotide messenger RNA. RefSeq lists its product as uncharacterized. Lineage: Eukaryota; Fungi; Ascomycota; Pezizomycetes; Pezizales; Morchellaceae. The transcript has a single exon. The record is from RefSeq and is a predicted model, not a curated record. Bases 1 to 393 code for a protein of 130 amino acids.
AUGCAUAUGUCCAAUCCCACAUUCCAUACUCUUGUCCUACUCCUCCUUACCCACCUCGACCUCACGGAUGCUGCUCCUGUCUUCCUCAGCAAACGUAAGGGUGGGGGUGGAGGGGGUGGUGGAGGCGGUGGAGGCCGAUCCAGCGGCUUCAGUGGCGGUGGAGCCGGCUAUGCCGGAAGUAGCAACAACGAUGACUUGACUUGGAAAAUUAUCGUCAUCGUUGUUAGCAUCGUCCUCCUUCUGAUCUUCCUAUGGUGGUUCCUACCCUACUAUGUGUUCCCGAGAUAUGAGUGGUGGCAGAGACGGGUGGAGAGGAAGAAGGAAUUGGCGGCGAUAAAGGCACAGAGGAAAGAGGAGGAAAAGAGAAAGCUCCAAGGCAUGGGGCAAGGGUAG